Messenger RNA from Stegostoma tigrinum, 6719 nucleotides. Its product is annotated as interleukin-6 receptor subunit beta-like. The record is from RefSeq and is a predicted model, not a curated record. Bases 500 to 3124 code for a protein of 874 amino acids. The transcript has 18 exons. Gene Ontology annotation, cellular component: external side of plasma membrane; membrane; signaling receptor complex. Gene Ontology annotation, molecular function: granulocyte colony-stimulating factor binding; cytokine receptor activity. Gene Ontology annotation, biological process: cytokine-mediated signaling pathway. NCBI's taxonomy places the organism in Eukaryota, Metazoa, Chordata, Chondrichthyes, Orectolobiformes, Stegostomatidae.
UCGUUUCCAAAUAUUGGCAAGAAAGCGUCUAUAUUUUUUUUAAAGAGUUGAUACAUGACAAGUAAAUUCAUUCACUGUUGUGUUUUUGUCUGGAGUUGAAAGAUGUGGAUUUGGAAGCUCAGCUCGGCCUCAUAUGGCACUCAGAAACGUCAGGAUUGGAAUCUUUGCCUUGUCUGCUAGCCAGAAGCUGAACAGGACCAGCAUUAAAUGCCACAGCUACAAGAGCUGGUCAGGGGAUUGACAUUCUGCGGACCAAGUCAGGAGUGUAACGAAAUACUCUCCACUUGCCUGGAUUGGUGCAGUUCAGAGAACACUCAAGAGGCUUGACAUAGACCUGGACAAAGCAGAAUGCUUGAUUGGCAUCACUUCCGCUAUCUUCAACAUCCACUGUAUUCACCACCAACACAUAAUGGCAGCAGUGUGCACCAUCCACAAGAUGCAUUGCAGUAACUCACCAAGGCUCCUCCAGAGGAACCUUCCAAACUGUGACUUCUAACACAUGGAAGGACAAGGUCAACAAAUAAAUGAUAACACCAUGUUUAUGAGAAUAAUAAGCAUGGCUGUCACUGUAUGCUUCACAAAGCUGGAGACCUGGUUCCUGCUUGUCACCUUCAUUGGUGCAGGUACUGUCAGCGUUUCUCCAGAGAACUGCAGUUACAUGACACUGAAUUCAGCAGUUCUUCACCUCGGUGAUCCUUUAUCAGCCACUUGCCAGUUGAAAAGUGAAGACUGCACUUUUGAUUACAGAAUGAAUGCAACCAGCAUAGUCUGGCGAAUGAAUGGGGAAGAGGUUUCCAGGAGUCAGUACCGUGCAUUGAAUGACAGAGUGUCAACAGUAUUCAUACCCCGAUUCAGUCGACUGAAAGGGAACCUGACUUGUUACAUCUGGUAUAGCGAGUCGCUGCAGCUACUUCAAUGGGCUGAGGUUAGAGCGGGAUUUCCUCCAAAGCGGCCACAUCUUUCAUCCUGCAUCUCUCACUGGACUUCAUUUUUGACACAAAGCAUGAUUUGUAAUUGGGAUCCAGGACCCGAAACAUAUCUAGAAACGAGCUUCACACUAUAUAUAUCUGAAAUGAUUGGGAACUGCACUGUAAAAUAUUUAGACCCAAGGAAUUGUACUACAAACAAAACUAAAAAUUCAUGUAUGGUAUUUGUUUCGAAUUUGGCUUCUUACCAUGACAUCUGGGUGACUGCGACAAAUGAGCUUGGCUCCGAGACAUCCAGCCACAUGUGCCUUGAUGGCAUGCUAAUAGUAAAGUUCAAAGCUCCUCGAAUAAUUGCAGUGAAGCCAGACCCAGAGCAAAAUGGUUGUUUACUUGGACAAUGGAAGAUGCCAUUUGAAAUGGUUACUCACAGUAAAGCUGUUUUCGAAAUCCAAUACAAAGCACUGGAUGAAGACAAAUGGACCCAGAUUCCUUUAACAGUAGUAAAUAGUACAUUCUUCAAACUGUGCAGUCUCCUACCUUAUACUGAGUACCAGCUGAAGAUUCGUUGUAAGCAGAAAACUGAAAUUAGUCCAUGGAGUGAAUGGAGUAAUGAAAGUACAGGCAUUACAUCAGAAUGCGCUCCAGCUCAAAAAUUACAAAUUUGGAGAAGCAUUGAGGCCCUUGAUGCAAAUGGAACUCGUAGAGUCCGUCUAAUGUGGAAGCCACUGGAAAAGAGUGUAGCAAAUGGAAAGAUUUUGGGUUACAGGAUCCACCUGCAUGAACCUGGGAUUCAAGUGUACAACACGUCAAACUUAGAGUGCAGUUUCCAACUGCCUGAUGGAAACUACAAAAUCAAAGUGGCUGCUUACAACUCUGUGGGAGAAUCUCCAGAGGCUCACAUCAUCAUUCCCUCAUCGAAUGAAUUAGAGUUUCCGCCACUGUCCCAUCUUGUUGCUUCUUCAAAUGGCAACACCAGCUUACUAAUGCAAUGGAAGCCUCCCAACAUGACAACAACUGGUUAUGUGCUCGAAUGGUGUGUGGUGUCUGAGAAAAUUGCCUGUAAUAUCAACUGGAAAAAUGUACCUGCUAAGAAUACAGAAGCAAUUGUACAAGACAAUAUUGAGCCAAUGCGCCUCUACAACAUUUUGCUUUACCCACUUUUUGAUGGUUUACCAGGUGUUCCAACAUCUACUCAGGCAUAUUCAAAAGAGGGUGCCCCGCGACGGAGUCCUGAAAUUAGAACGAAGCAAAUCUGGAAAACCAAAGUACGGCUCGAGUGGGAUGAACUUCCAAUUGAUGAUCGGAAUGGCUUUAUCAGGAACUACACCAUAUUGUAUAAAAAUAAGAAUGACAAGAUGAAUUCUGUUGCAUUAAAUGGAUCCAUACAAGAUUAUAUGAUUGCUGGUCUGAUAGCAAACACAGAGUAUGAGAUCAACAUCAUGGUCUCCACUGAUGGAGGAAGUACCACUGGUUCCAACUUGACUAUCACUACCAAGAUGUUUGAUGAUGGGGAAGUUGAAGCCUUCCUGAUGGUCACGUUUUUACUCUCUCUGUUGACAGCACUGAUUUUUAUAGCCGUGUGCAUCUAUCAGCGACACAGAAUUAAGAAACAUUUUUGGCCAAACAUUCCAGAUCCUGCCAAUAGCACUCUCGCUCAAUGGAUGCCAAAGACAUUAAGGGAGGAAGUUAAGGAGCUUAAAGAGGAGCUAAGUCCGAAGACUCAGAUCCAGGUUGUCCAUUGUGGUAGCUUGACCAAAGCCAACAUUGGUAGCACCAAUUACUGCUUGAUGCAGGAGAUGAAACAUGGACAAUAUCCAGUACCUGAGACCAGCUGCUUAAACAAAGCAAACAGCAGCACCAAGCAAUCACUACAGGUCCACAACUCCUGGCAAAACGUGUCAAAUCUGCAAGAAGGUUUCCAGAAGCACUACAUUGUCCUGGAGUGUAAUGAGAUGAACACUAAUGAAUACAAGAAACACGUGAUUCCAACACUUGCUGUUGUUCCAUCAGACUCCAGUCAGCCUUUUUUCACCGGUUUAUCUCAAAUCAUUCCUGGCGAAGAACAAAAGGGAUUAUCACUAUUUCACUAUACCCCAGACCAUAUCCAUGCUAAAACACUGCAGGAAUCAAAUGAUGCAAUAAAUGAACGGGAACUGUUACAAGGCUUUCCAUUUUUAAUGAAUUUAAAUGUUGGUUAAAGUCCUGGUGUGUACAAAACUGAAUAUAUUGUGAUGCACAAGAUGGGCCAAAGCAUCUGUGCCUUGCUCAUAUGUUUGUGUAAGGACUACUACAACUUGUACUUGUGUGGCACCAUUUGCAUAGUAAAACAUCCCAACGUGCUGAAGGGGGAUAAUCAAACAAACUUUGACACAGAGCCGCAUAAGGUCCAUGUUAGGUCAAGUGAUCAAAUACUUGGUCAAAAGGGGCAGAUUUUAAACAAUCUCUUUGAGGCGGAGAGAAGUAGAGAGUUGGAGAGGUUUAAGUUCAGAAUUCUUGUGCUUAGGGCCAACGGAGCGUUAGUGCUGGAAUAAUUAAAACCGGAGUGCAGUUACCCUGACAGGUUGCAGGCUGGAGGAGGUUACAGAAGUGAGAGUAGACAUAACACAAGCAUUACUAUCAGUUAACACUAUGCUUUAAAGAUUUUAUUUUAGUCAAAAUGCCUGUUUCAAUUUUCAGUGGCAGUUUUCCCCAGGAUGCAAACCAUAGUGCAUUUUAUCUAUUCUACUAUCUGACAGAAAACCAAAGGCCACUUUUUUCUUGAACAAAUAAUCAAGGUUGGCGAAGGUGAGACUGAGUUUUAACCCUUUGUUUUUUUAAAAUGUCGAAUAUGUUAAUACUGAAAGGUGUAACAGAUUCAAUUUGCCAUUUCUUCUGCUCCUAGUUUUAAAAAUAAUUGUCUUCUUAUAAACUGGAACUUUUCAGUAUUAAAAAUUCUCCUGUGUCUGUGUAGAAAAUCGUUAUCAUUGUACUAAAAUCCCAGCAGUUUCUAUCAUGUUGUAUUCCUGUUCCUUGCGGUUUUUCACCAUUCAUUAUUAAUAUUGUUUGUCAGCCUCUUUUGGUUCUAUAAAGUCUCAAUGGCUUUGGUAUUUUUGACCUUAUCAUUAUCAUAGAGUCCCUACAGUUUGUAAACUCAGCUCAUCAAGUCCACAUUAACCCUCUGAAGAGCACCCCACCUAGACACACCCCCUACCCUAACCCUGCAUUUCCAAUGGCUAACCCACCUAACCUGUGCAUCCCUGGACACUAUAGGGGCAAUUUAGCAUGACCAGUCCUUCUUGCACAUCUUUGGACUGUGGGUUGAAACCAGAAUGAACCCAAGUAGAUGUGGGGAGAAUGUGCAAACUCUACACAGACACUCGCUCGAGGGUUGAAUCAAACCCAGGUUCCUGGCGCUGUGAGGCAGCAGUGCUAACCAUUGAGCCGCCAAGCUGCACAACUCUCAAUUAUGACCAACUCUUGUGCGCUGUUUCUCUCAUAUCUCCUUUUCUGAAGAUUAAUGUUCCUGUCAUGUUGAAUGUGAGGGAAAUGGGUGGUGCAAACAUAAAACUUUCAUCAGAGGACCAGAUUUCAGGAUUGUCCAUGUGUUCUGCCUAGCACCAGUCAGCUGGCUGGACUAAACUUGGUGGUAACACUACCUGCCUUCAUAAUGAAGAACAAUGCAAACAAAAGAAAACACACAGGAAAUUGAACAAAAUAACCAAUGUGAAUCUAUCAUAACUUCCUAAGGUUAACUAGGUAUGGACUCAAAGAGGAUUCAUUUUGAGGAUUUUUAAAAAAAUUCAUUCACAGGAUGAGGGCAUCGCUGGCUAAGCCAGCAUUUAUUGCCCAUCUCUAUUUGCCCAGAGGGCAGUAAAGAGCCAACCAGACUGUUGUGGGUCUAGAGACACAUGUAGACCAGACCAGGUAAGGAUGACAAUUACAUAUAGAUUCUGAGAGUAAUCAGACAGGGCUAAAACACAAAUGAUGGGCCCAAUAACCUCCUCUUGUGCUACAGGAUUUUGCAAUACUCUCUGAAAAAAAACUGUAGGCUAAGGAAAGAUGUGACAGUAAACUUACAUAAGGCUGAAAAGUUAGAAGUUGAAUUGGUUUAUAAAAAUAGAUGAUAGAAUAUGUGAUGACAGAAAUAAAGAUACGAUUUAAAAUUCAAAGUGGAAGAAGACAAUAAACAAUGACAUUACCUAUUUAAUAAUGUGAAUAUUGUAACAGGAAUUAGGACCCAGUUGUUAACUAUUGAUAUUGUUGCAAGUAGAAACUGUGAAUUUGAUAUUUGUAAAUAAUUGAGAUACCCUGGUAACUGCAUUACACACUAAUUAUUUAAUUGUGUCUGAAGAAUAUUAUUGUGUAUGGAAAAUGCAUUAAGUUAAACUCUUUCUGUGCUACAGCUUUGAUUGAAUUGCAGAUAUUAGGAUCAACCAUCUCCAUACUUUCAACUUAUUAGCACCUGUUCCUUAUAUACUUAAUACAAAUGUACAUUUUUAGUUGAAAUUAUAGAUACUGCUGAUCAAUCUAUUCAGAAAUAUUAGGACAUACAUAUACAGCAGGUGAAACUUAAACCUUGCCCCCACCCCAGUCUAAAGGAAGAGAUAUUGACACUGUGCUCCUAGGACUCCCCAACUGAAGUAUUUAAAUAUGUGCACACUGCCUCCACCAAGUGGCCAAUAUAAGUAGUUCCAUUGACCGUUUCAUAGACAAUCAGAUAAUCCCUACAGUGUGAAAACGGGCCCUUCGGCCCAACAAGUCCACACCGACUGUCAGAGCAUCCCACCCAGACCUGUCUCCCUAUAACCCUUCUAAAUCUACACAUCUCUGAACACUCCAGGCAAUUUAAUGUGGCCAAUCCAACUAGCCUGCACAUCUUUGGACUGUGGAAGGAAACCCAUGCAGACAUGGGGAGAAUGUGCAAACUCCACACAGACAGUUGCCUGAGGAUGGAAUCGAACCCAGGUUCCUGGCGCUGUGAGGCAGCAGUGCUAACCACUGAGCCACCAUUCAGAUUGUUUUAUUGUAUAGGUUAUUAAAUAUAUAUGUUAAAACAUGAUUAUUUAGCAAUGUAACUGGUGUGGGUGUACUUUGAAAUAAUUCAACCUUCCUUCUUGCCUUUAUUACCUGUAAACAUCACUAUUCUGACACACUACUGACUGGCCUCCCAAGCUUUAGCUUCCAUAAACCUGAAAUAAUUGAAAACUCUGCGAGGUAAUUGAAAAAUCCCAGCAAGCCCUAGGUUAGCUGCUGGGGAAUCAUCUCCUGGAUUUUUCUCAGGCUUCUUUCCAUAUUCUGCACCGGCCUCGGCCCCCUCCCUCACCUUUAUAAUCUCCUCCAGGCCUACAACCUUCACAAGAUCCAUGCAGCUCCAAUCAUUGCCUCUUGUGCAGCUUUAAUUUUAAUAGUUUCACCACGUUCCUUCAGCUAUGUGAACCCUAAACUAAGGAAGUCUCUACCUAAAUCUUCCUUCUUCUCUACCUCUCUUUCCUCCUUUAGGAUGCUCCAAAAAAAAAUGUAGUUUUGACCAAGCUUUGGUCAUGUACACUGAUUCUUUAAGAUUGUCCAGUGUCAAAUUUCAGUUACUGACCCUCCUUUGAUAUUUUUUGGGACCUUUCCCUGCAGCACACGUGCCUAAUGAUGUUCUAAUAUCCUUCCAAGCCUCUCAAACCUUGCAAUUACAUGACUGUAUACUUGUAUACAAAUGUUAAAUGCACUAGCUUUAAAAUUCUUGAAUGACAGAGACAAGAGUUUCUUCGGACAUAUGAACAUUGGACAUUACACAACAAAACUCUUUCCUGAAGAACAUAUUGC